Poeciliopsis prolifica (blackstripe livebearer) is the source of this 1237-nucleotide messenger RNA. Its product is annotated as probable N-acetyltransferase camello. The coding region runs from base 253 to 915 and encodes 220 amino acids. The transcript is spliced from 3 exons. The record is from RefSeq and is a predicted model, not a curated record. Lineage: Eukaryota; Metazoa; Chordata; Actinopteri; Cyprinodontiformes; Poeciliidae. Gene Ontology annotation, molecular function: N-acetyltransferase activity.
CUUUUCUGUGUUUGUUUUUCCGAGUACCGAUGAAUGCACCAUCGCUGAACUGAAGUGGGAUUGGAAGAAGAGGGAAGUCGGUUCGAGGAGGUUUUAGCAGCAGGAAGAAUCGCUCUCCGUUAUUAUCCCAUGUAUUAAUAAUAUAAGUUUUAAGGUUAAUGGAAAUGCAGCUCGACGCAUUGUAAUGUGACCCAGACUCCUGAACUCAACUUUAGACGAAGGCGUAGACAUCAUCUUGAGAAAAUCAGAGCCAUGGCCAGCAUUCAGAUUAGAAAGUACCAGGAUGAGGACGCUGAGGUCGUCAAGGAGCUCUUCACCUUGGGGAUGAGCGAACACGUGCCUUCGUCCUUCACCCACGUCCUGAAACAGCCACUGGCCCAGAUGUUCCUCAUGGUCACGUUCUGCGCCCUCAUCACCAGCUCCAAGUCCUUCCUGCUGCCCGUCUUGGCCGUCACGCUCAUCCUGGCCGCGGUCCGGCAAAUGUUCAACCAAUACAUAGAGACCAGCCUCAGGAAGGACCUCAACGACAUCGGCGGGACCUACCUGCAGAAUAAGAACUCGUGCUUCUGGGUGGCCGAAAGCGACGGUCGGGUGGUCGGGACUGUGGGGUGUCUCCCCGCCGAGAGAGCGCCCGGGUUUUUGGAGCUGAAGCGCAUGUCGGUGCGGCGGAGUCACCGGGGGAUGGGCAUCGCCAAGGCUCUGUGUCGGACGGUGGCGGAUUUCACUCGCGAGAGAGGUUUCCCUGCCGUCAUCCUUUACACGUCCGUGGUGCAGACUGAUGCUCAAAAACUAUACGAAUGCAUGGGUUACACCAAGAUAAGAGAGUUUGUCUUGCCAGAGGUUAUGGCUAAAAUCCUGAACUUCACACUGUUUGAGUACAGACUUGAUUUGCAAACAGAUAAAGAAAGAGACUGAAACAACAGCAUUUUUGGGUUGAUGGUACCAUUCAGUUAUUCUUCAGCUAUCAAGGGACAGCACAUGCAAAGCAAACUGUUUGCAUAUCACUACUGAAAAACAAUCAUCCUAGAGAAAUCAGCAAACCUCUAUUGGUCUUCAUUAGAACAUUUUUAGUACUCUAUUGUUUUAAGGGCGUUCCGAUCUGAUUUUGGUAUCGGUCCGACGUCAGCCAAAAAAGUAUUGUACUAUAUCUGGCAAUAGAAGGAUUUCAGUUCAGCAGUGGUAGCAGACCUGUUGUGUAAUAAUAACCAGGUCAUUUGUUGACUACUGUUCUUUUGAA